AUUGCUUUCUCUGUCUCUCUCUCUCUCUCUCUCUCUCUAUCUGUCCCCACCCCAGUCAUCUGUGCCAUUUCCCCCCCAAUCCGACACUUAAUUGAGCAACCGGGACACCUCACGUGCAGGACUGAUUUGUAGUUUGAACACGUGGCUCAUUGAAAAAGGCAGAAGAACUUAGGUUUUUUUGUUGUUGUUGUUGUUUCCCGUUCUCUCGAUGUUAUUAAGAGGUGGUGCCUACACAAACGAGUGUGACAAUUUAGUAGCGUCGCCAAAGAAUAAAGAAACUUUCUCUAUUUUCUUCCCGGCCCUUGCCUCGCAGAGGUGACGGAAUAAAUAAUUCAGCACGUUUAAAUCAAGAGCAAACGCGAGUGCGCACACCCACGGCGGCGAUCUCGUCCAUCAAAUAUCUCAGUAGCUUGGAGUGAUUGGGAGAACACUCCCAGACCCUCCGCGGAGCGACAGUGCGGUUCUCUCUCUCCAAACACUGCCCAUCCGAGCGACGCGAUAAAGGGCUGCCCCUCUGCAACACGGUCGCCCUUUUUUGUAUUCAACAAAAUGAAUAAGCUCUACAUCGGGAACGUGAGCGAGCAGGCGAGCGCGCUGGACUUGGAAAGUAUCUUUGAGCAGUGGAAGAUACCUUUCAGUGCACCCUUUCUCGUAAAAAGUGGCUACGCGUUUGUGGAUUGCCCCGACGAAAAGGUAGCUAUGAGGGCCAUUGACACUCUUUCAGGCAAAGUAGAACUCCACGGAAAAGUCUUAGAAGUGGAGCACUCUGUCCCUAAACGACAAAGGAGCUGCAAGCUGCAGAUCAGGAAUAUCCCACCUCACAUGCAGUGGGAAGUUUUGGACGGGUUGUUAGCUCAGUACGGCACAGUGGAGAGCUGUGAACAAGUCAACACUGACACGGAGACCGCUGUUGUUAACGUGCGAUAUGCCGCGAAGGACCAAGCCAGAGAAGCUUUGGAUAAAUUAAAUGGCUUCCUUAUGGAGAACUACGCACUAAAGGUUUCCUAUAUCCCAGAUGAAACGGCUGCAGCAGAUGCCCCUGCCGUGGGUGGCAGGAGAGGUUUCAACUCACGCGGACCGCCUCGCCAAGGCUCUCCCAAUCUGGGCGCAAGACCUAAACUACAAUCAGACGUGCCUCUACGCAUGUUGGUGCCCACCCAGUUUGUAGGAGCUAUUAUUGGCAAAGAAGGUGCUACCAUCCGCAACAUAACCAAGCAGACUCAUUCAAAGAUUGAUAUCCAUCGUAAGGAGAAUGCAGGAGCCGCGGAGAAGCCCAUCACUGUUCACUCCACCCUUUUUUUUUUUUUUUUGUUCUUCAUUGUAUGCUGGAUUCUUGGCAUGCACCAGAUACUGUUUUUUUUGUUUGUUUUUAAAUCACUUUUUCCACAUUUCACCAAUCCCAGUCUGCAGGAUCUGACAUUGUAUAACCCAGAGCGCACCAUCACUGUAAAGGGCACAUUAGAGGCUUGUGCAAAAGCAGAAGAAGAAAUCAUGAAGAAAAUCCGUGAGUCCUACGAGAACGAUGUAGCUGCUAUGCAUCUACAGUCUAACCUGAUUCCAGGGCUCAAUCUGAACGCAUUGGGUAUUUUUCCUGGUGCAGCGAGUGGAGGGAUGUCACCCUCUGUUCUAUCAGGACCUCCAGCUGGGGCUCAAUCAUUUGGGUGCAGUGUGUUUGGGGGUGAGGUGCCAUUUUGGGCCUCUACACUCUCCUCCAGCUGCAGCACAGCCUUUUCUCAGCCACAGGUGGAGUCGGAAAACGUGCACCUCUUCAUUCCUGCUCUGGCAGUUGGUGCUAUUAUCGGCAAGCAGGGCCAGCACAUUAAACAGCUCAGCCGCUUUGCUGGUGCAUCAAUCAAAAUUGCACCUGCUGAUGAAAUUGACACCAAGCAAAGAAUGGUCAUUAUUACUGGACCACCAGAGGCACAGUUCAAGGCUCAGGGACGUAUCUUCGGGAAGUUAAAAGAGGAAAACUUCUUUGGUCCGAAGGAGGAGGUUAAAUUAGAGGCUCACAUAAAAGUGCCAUCAUUCGCCGCUGGCAGAGUCAUUGGCAAAGGAGGCAAAACGGUGAAUGAACUACAGAACUUGACCAGUGCAGAGGUGGUUGUCCCGCGGGACCAGACGCCUGAUGAAAAUGACCAAGUAGUAGUAAAAAUCACAGGCCACUUCUAUGCAAGCCAGCUGGCCCAGAGGAAGAUCCAGGAGAUUAUCUCUCAGGUGAGGCGGCAGCAACAGCCCAAGGCCUCGGCCACAGGUCCACCAGUCGCCCGGAGGAAAUAGAGCCACUGCGUCUUCUCGGAGACUGAAAGGACAUGGGGCACGUCCAUCUCAGGGGUCAGGGAAUGUCCUUAAACCCCGCCCGCUUUUACACCCAUUCCUUCUGAAAGUUUCAGUGAGAUUGUGUACACCUGCACCCCCCCCCACCACCACAGCCCCCCUCCUUUUCAAUCAAACCAUAAGAAAAUCUGCCACCCAGUCCUUGCCUUAAUAUGGUAACUGCACAGACCUUAAUUGACAGACAUUAAACUUUGUUUUUGUUAUGAGUUUACUGGGAAAUGCAGCAUUUGAGUGUAAAAGGCGUUUCAAGCCUGUUUUUUUUUGGGGGGGGGUAAGGAAUGGGUGACACAGGGUGGGGUUUAUGGUCUUUGGCUUGAGAUGGAAAGAGGAUUGUUGAUGGAAGUAUGCUGUCCCGGGAUCCAUAGUGGCAUUUUAUAAAUUCUGAUGCAUUUUAUAGAUUAAUAGAUAUAUACAUAUAUAAAAUUAUGAAAGAAGGUGGAGCAACACUGCCACUUAUGACUGAGGGAAGUGUUGAUUGGUGUUGGCCAGGAAACCAAGUUAAUAUGCAUUUUACUGAUCUACCUCAGGCUAGAGUACCUCAGAAAAAAAAGAAAAUGAUGUAUGAAAAAAUGUUCUGUUCUUUUUUCUUUUUUUUUUUUCUUUGUGGUAUUUUGUAUACUUUAUAGAGCUAAUAGUUCUUGAACAUUUUUAUUUUUUUAAGAAAAUGUAAAAUUUAGUCUGUAGUUAACGGAUGAAUCUCGAACUCCGCCUUGCUCUGUUUGCCGCGUGCGCGAUGAAUAACUGUAUAUACGUUUGCGUGGGUAAUAGUGGAGUUUGAGCUUCCGUGUUAGCUACAGAUAGGAGAAAGAAAAGAAAAGCGCCUCAGUUUCGCUGAGGAGCCACCACCCUCUGAACACCGUCAAGGUAAUGAGAAAUAACGCCAACCGUACAUACCGCAGCAAUGCCGUGCUAAUAUGCUAAUAACUGUAUCGGCGGUAGCAGACGUUUCACCCGCAUUUCAUUACACUUCAGUUAGGGUUGGAUGCAAGCAAUAGAGGUCAGGGAUAAGCAAGGUCCUGCUGUAACCUCUUUGACACCCCCUCAUCCUCAGUGCGACUAGUUGUCUAUCAAAUUAAAAUAACGACCAGCCCGAUUGAGGUUGUUUCUUCUUUUCCCGUGCUCGUCGUUUUUUCUCCCUUUGCUUUUUCAAAUAAUGCGCUCCGUUUGGUCUUGGGACGGGCGUUUUUUGGUUUUGUUUUUGCAUCAAACUGGGCUUUACAUGCCGAAGAUUUUCAGUGUUUAACGUCAGUCAAUGCAUAUUAGGGGUUCGGGGAGUUAAACUGUUCUGAUGUGUUUGCGUUGAUAGCUAUAGGUUACAAUAGUCGAGGGCGCGUCUCUAACGAGCAGUAACGUAGAGAUGGACGCGCGAAUGGUUUAAUUUAUAGCUUUCGUUUAUCAUUCAAAGUGAAAAAAGCAAAAAAAUAUAUAUGAACUUUAGCAAAGAAAAAACGUUUAGUAAAGAAACCAAUAUUCCUUUUUGUUUUCAUGCAGAAUGUUAAUAUGAUUUGAUUGUGGUAAGAGUGCAUCCAUGCUUCCACACUAGUAAGACCAUUGUCUACCUCAGCUGAGGAAGGGGUGGGUGGUGGGAAUACUUCCAUCUUACCUGAGACCUCCAGCGCGCGCAGCGAUACCUCAAGUCCCUCGCGAACACUUCCGCACUGGGUACACGCGUGGGGCCGAGCGCUGACCAGAGGGGCACAAGUGAUCGUUUUGUUUUUCUUUCCACCCUUCUCUUACACCGUUUUUGAUCUACCUCUUAUUAGAAAAGUAUUUAAAUUAGAGGCAUAUUGCUAUGUGUUAGAAUCUAUAGGGUCAUGUUCCAUCUGCCCUUUCCUCAC
This is a messenger RNA of Sinocyclocheilus anshuiensis, 4172 nucleotides long. Its product is annotated as insulin-like growth factor 2 mRNA-binding protein 3. NCBI's taxonomy places the organism in Eukaryota, Metazoa, Chordata, Actinopteri, Cypriniformes, Cyprinidae. Gene Ontology annotation, molecular function: RNA binding. The transcript has 15 exons. The coding region runs from base 550 to 2277 and encodes 575 amino acids. The record is from RefSeq and is a predicted model, not a curated record.